AUGGGAACAGGGAAAAGAGAGAUUAUGGAGAAGAAGAGAAGGUUAAAAGGGAAAAAGAUCUUUAUAGAGAACGACAGAACGAGAAAGGAAAGAAAUGCCCAGAAAGAAUUGCAUAGAAGAGCAUGGAUUGCCAAAAAUAAGGAGGAAGUGAAGGAGGUAAAAGUGGGGUUUCGGAAGCUCUGGCUAGACGGCGUGCUAUGGCGGACGUUACACUUAUCUCUGUACUCUCUCGAUCGCUCAACUGAUGGACUGAUUUGUGAACAAUUGCGAUGA
Cotesia congregata is the source of this 273-nucleotide messenger RNA. Lineage: Eukaryota; Metazoa; Arthropoda; Insecta; Hymenoptera; Braconidae. The record is from the annotation of a GenBank genome assembly.